AUGUCGCGACCCUUCGACUAUGCCGCCGACAGGCCGGAGCAUAUUGACCAAAUUCUCAAUGGUCUUGACCGAUACAACCCCGAGACGACGGCCGUCUUCCAGGACUACGUAAUGCAGCAGUGUGAAAACCAAACAUACGACUGUUACUCGAAUCUGGCGCUCUUGAAGCUAUACCAGUUCAAUCCUCACCUCACCCGCGAUGAGACCAUCACCAACAUUCUCGUGAAGUCGCUUACCGUAUUCCCCUCGCCAGACUUCUCCCUUGGUCUUUCACUUCUCCCUCCUCAUGUGCUUGCCCCGCUCUCUACAUCUACACAGGCGCCCGCUGCCGGCGACGCACCAUUGUCUGAGGCGGUUCAGAAGCUCAACGUCCUCAACAACCUUCUUGGUGGUGCCGACUACGCCGCCUUCUGGUCGACACUUGACUCGGACGAUUUGUAUGCCGAUCUUGUAGCCGAUGUCUCUGGUUUCGAGGAGCUCAUGCGAGUACGCAUUGCCGUGACUAUCAGCCAGACGCUACGGGAGAUCGAGAGGUCCAUCCUCGAAUCUUGGUUGAACCUUUCGGAUAAGGAGUUUGAUCAUUUCGUUGGAAGCGUGUGCGGCUGGAACAUCGACGGCGCAAAGAUCAAGGUACCCCUGAACAAGGAGAACGAGGCCAAGGGUACCAUUGUCACAGAGAAUGUCAAGUUUGACCAGUUCGCAAGGGUUAUUAAGAGGGCCUACGAACAACCUGCAUGA
Messenger RNA from Aaosphaeria arxii CBS 175.79, 738 nucleotides. Its product is annotated as ARM repeat-containing protein. Gene Ontology annotation, biological process: regulation of translational initiation. Gene Ontology annotation, molecular function: ribosome binding; translation initiation factor activity. NCBI's taxonomy places the organism in Eukaryota, Fungi, Ascomycota, Dothideomycetes, Pleosporales. Gene Ontology annotation, cellular component: cytoplasm; eukaryotic translation initiation factor 3 complex. The record is from RefSeq and is a predicted model, not a curated record. The transcript has 3 exons. The coding region runs from base 1 to 738 and encodes 245 amino acids.